GCACACGAUCGCGACGACCUCGGUUCCCUUCCUAUCCAUAGCGAGACGUCCACGUUGGGCGCCUGUUCAGUCGCCGGUAUGGGACUUUGCGCCACUCAAUAACCUUACAGCCUUUCUCAGGAGCCCGCUCUCUUUUCCCCCAAAAGCGUGGGUCAACUCCUCGUCUUAUCAUGUCAACAGGCAACCUGCACACCCCUCCGGGCUCUCGCGAUACACCCCCUCAUGGCACUGGCGACCGCUUUGCGAGGGCUGUUGUUAUUGUUGCUGGAGUGGCGGCUUUGUCUGCCAGCUUGAUCACCUUCUUUUCUGUCUGGCUACAAGCCAAGAACUACAGGAAACCACUCCUCCAGAGAUAUGUAGUACGAAUACUUCUGAUGGUGCCCAUCUACUCGGCCUCGUCGUGGGCCAGCCUGGUGUCUCUGAAGGCAGCUUUCUGGAUCGGUCCCUUGCGAGACGUCUAUGAAGCCUUCACGAUUUACACCUUCUUUCAGUUACUGAUCAACUUCAUCGGCGGUGAACGAGCCCUCAUAAUCCUCAUGACCGGACGUCCCCCCGUAUCCCACCUCUGGCCUCUCAACUACAUUCUCCCCAAAGUCGAUAUAUCGGAUCCGCACACGUUCCUAGCCAUCAAACGCGGCAUACUGCAGUAUACAUGGUGCAAGCCGCUCCUGUCGCUUGCAGCAAUCAUCAUGAAGGCCACGGGCACCUACAAGGAAGGAUAUAUCGGUGUGACAUCGGGCUACUUCUGGAGUGGUAUCAUCUACAACAUCAGCAUCUCCAUCAGUCUGUAUGCGCUCGCCAUGUUCUGGGUGUGCAUGGCCCACGAUUUGAAACCUUUCCGUCCGAUGCCGAAAUUCCUGUGCAUCAAGGGCAUCAUCUUUGCAUCGUAUUGGCAGGGCUUUCUUCUUUCGAUCCUUGUGUUCCUGAGAGCAAUCCCCGAUGACGUUCCCGGUUACACCGCGGACAACCUUGCCGCCGCCAUUCAAGACGCCCUCAUAUGCUUCGAGAUGCCUCUGUUUUCAGUAGCUCACUGGUACGCCUUCUCAUGGCACGACUACGCUGAUGUCACGAUAUCAGCUGCACGCAUGCCGGUGAAGUAUGCGCUUCGCGAUGCAUUCGGGCCGCGUGAUCUCAUCCAGGAUACAAAAGAGACGUUCGCCGGAAAGCAUUAUGAGUACCGAUACUUCGAUGCUCGCGAUAACGUCCUGGCACACGAGGAGUCGUCUUCUCGGGCCGCGCGCAUGAGAGAAGGCAUGAGGUUCGAGAGGGGUGGAAAGGGCAAAUAUUGGAUUCCCAAACCUGGCCAGCGCGAGCACGAGCCGCUGCUUUCAAAGGUUAGCUCGAGCCGGGCGCGAGCGAUGAGCCCUGGCCCUCAUCGCGCGCUCGAGGACACGCACUACGGUACUACAGAUGAAGACGAGGAUCCUUCCCUCAACCCUGAGGAUGAGCGCCUCUUUGAUAGCGCCCGUGCAUUGGAGUUUGGCGAUUGGAAUUAUCCGGUCAUUGAGGCUCACAGGGCGACACGUGAAAGUCGCAUGUACUCGAGUCCAAACAUUUUGACCGCUUCCACAAACAGGAACCUAUUGCAACCGACUAAAGAGAACAAACGAAGGCGGAAGAACCGGAUCAAGGAAAUCCAACAAGAAGUGGGAAAGGGCAAGAACCGGAGUGAUUCUGAGAGUAAUGGAGAGUCAUCCGGCUCCAAGCCGCGAGCACCCCUCAUUGGGAAUCUGUUUCGACAGCAAUCCACGUCCUCGACCGGCUCGGCCAAGACAGAUAGGAGUCAGCUGGUCGAUCUCGUGGUCGAGGACCGUGAAGCAGAGGAAGUUGAACGAGUUCGCGCACGGAAGGAAGGAGGUCCCGGAUGGAACGAGGUUCCUCCGAGACGCUUUGUGCACACCUAUCCGCAAGAGGGGCAGGAGGAGGAGGUGCGCGAGGGCUUUGAUCCCGAUGAACCUCAGCCCCACAAUCCCGAACGCGCACACAACCUCGAUUCACCAUUCGCAAUAGGGGAGAACGAAGAGGCUGACAACGAGGAGCGACAACCGCCUGUAUCCGAUGAAGCGGCGAAAUGGCAGACGCGAGACUAUUCCCACGAGGAUGACGGCAAACCCAUCAGCCCCCAGUACGGCAGCUUCCAUGAGGAGCGCGAUGCUUGGGGUGGCGGCUGAGAGGAAGUGGAAGAAGUAAGAUGACGCGAGCAAGGUCGUUGUUGAAACGUGGCGGAGGUGUCUGUCGCAGAUAUAUUCGGACGGCGCUGUGAAUUUGAUGCUACACAGGGCCGCAUGGAGCGCACGUCAUUCUGCAGCUUUGUCUGAUACCCCUUUGAAGACGCUAUAGUUCCUAGAUGAGAUGUAUAGAGGGAUCCAUGGAUGGGAUGGUUCUCACCAAAGCACGUG
Molecule: messenger RNA, 2399 nt
Organism: Westerdykella ornata
Lineage: Eukaryota; Fungi; Ascomycota; Dothideomycetes; Pleosporales; Sporormiaceae
Product: DUF300-domain-containing protein
Exons: 3
Coding region: 171-2171 (666 amino acids)
Biological process (GO): transport
Molecular function (GO): transporter activity
Source: RefSeq, a predicted model, not a curated record